This is a messenger RNA of Gloeophyllum trabeum ATCC 11539, 1504 nucleotides long. RefSeq lists its product as uncharacterized. Gene Ontology annotation, biological process: regulation of DNA-templated transcription. The transcript is spliced from 3 exons. Gene Ontology annotation, cellular component: nucleus. The record is from RefSeq and is a predicted model, not a curated record. Lineage: Eukaryota; Fungi; Basidiomycota; Agaricomycetes; Gloeophyllales; Gloeophyllaceae. Bases 1 to 1368 code for a protein of 455 amino acids.
AUGGCGCCGCGACCGUCCUCAACGGCGGCAUCGUCCAACACCCAAACAGCCUACUCCUUGACGCUCCUCUCGGAAUACACCCACACGCUCGAUUCCCUGCCCAUCGACCUGUCGCGCAAUUUCGCCGACCUGCGGGAGCUCGACGCUGUGCUCUCCUCGUCGAUGCAGUCCGUCACAGCCAAAGUAGAGCGCCUAACCAAGAUGAUAGAAGAGAACACCAGCCCGAAAGAGGAGCGGCUGUAUCUGCUCGCCGAGAUAGCAGAGGAGGCAUCGCGUCUGAAACCCGGCAGCGACGACAAGAUACGGGUGGCUUGCCACGCCGCCGACAAUCUCAGGUUCCACGCGAACUACCUCACCGACCUCCUCGAGCCCAUUCCCAACUUUGACGCAACCAUCAUGAAUCGCAAGACUAUCUAUCCUCACGUCGCGACGAAAUCCUAUGGCCCGAUCAACGCGACGGAGCCUGGGAGGCGCAGGCGGAACGCCCCAGCCAACUCCCUUAUCACUGCUACGGAGAGCCCUGCUGCGAAGAAGAGGAGGACCGCGAAGGACGAUGAGCUUGACGGUACGAAGUCGCCGCGGAAGGUGGAGAGUGGCGCUCAGCGCCCUCGAGGUGGACCUCGCGCAAAGAAGAACGACCGCGCUGGAUCUCCCGCCGAAUCUCUUCUCUCGGUCGCAUCACAUAUCCCGGGUCACGCCUCCCACCAGGCCGCUCAAGCCACUUCGAAGAGCAAUGGCAAUCACCAUCAAAGUGCUGCUCGCAGCGGCAAUGGUGCCAACAAACGGGGCCGGAACAACAACAACAACCACGCCACCCGGAGCCCUGACGAUCUUUAUACAUACGAAGCUGCCGCCUCCUCCAGUCGCAGAGACAUCUUUAACGGCCCGCCGUCUACAUCCCAUCCUUCUCUACCCCAGCCUUACAUCAAUGGGGUGGGUCCCGAAUGGGCUCAUGGGCAACUUGAAGGGCCGGGAGUGCCUCCCGUGGCUAGAUCCAGUCAACCUCCGUUAGCAAUUGCCGCUGCCACUGCAAGUGUCACCGCGGUAUCGGCGUCUGGUGUAUCGGCGAAGGCAGGGGCCGCAGAGAUCGUCACGGACGGGGGAGAAGAGGCUGCGGAAGGCGAUGGCGAUGACGGCAAGACAUACUGUUUCUGCGAUCGUCCGAGCUUUGGAGAGAUGAUCGCCUGCGACAACGCGAAUUGCGAGAAAGAAUGGUUUCAUUUGCAGUGUAUUGGUAUGGUGACAGCCCCCGUCGGGACAUGGUAUUGCGAAGUAUGCCAGUCUCAGGGUUAUGGCAAGAGAGCGCCUCGGGGAGGCAGGAGAACCGGCGGAAAGCGAGCAGGGAACAGGGCCAGCGCCAAUGCGUAGAGUGGUGUAUCGGUCAGACUGUUACUUACCCUGCCGUCUCUAACUUAUUCUAGUUCGUCAUAGUCUACGUCUCCCGUCUUGUACCGACCUUGUGUAUUCAAAACCCCUUCCUAUACCAUGAUAUUGCCACAGCUGC